CCCUUCUUCUCGUCUCCCCUCCGCCGCUUCCGUUGUUCGCAGUGCCUCCCCCUUCUCUUGGCCUGCCUCACUGUUCCGCGUCCGCCGCCCCGGAGGCCUGAGCCGCACGGCGGCACACGGAACCCUAAACCCGCCCCACUCGCGCGGGGGUUGCCCCCGGCGUAUGCGCGGCGGCGGCUCAUAGGCCUCGGCCGCCGGCGAUCGCCGGGAUUUGUGGGGCCAGCGCGGCGGCUGCUACGAGCGGCGGAGACGGCGCCGUUGGGGAACGGUGGGAGAUGGCGGCGGCGGGGAAGGGGUGGGCGGAGCGGGUGCGGCGCGGGGUGAGGACUGUAUGGUUCAUGGUGGUCAUGGUGGCGUCGCUGCUCGUGGCGUCGGCGCCGGCGCUCGUGGCCGCGGGCGACGUCGCCGUGGCGCUGUGGCUCGAGGUGCGCCUCGGAUGCCUCCGCGGCCACGGCCUGCGGGACCAACUGCAGCGGUACCGCUUCCGGAGCUCGCUCGCCGACAUACCGCUCGUCUCCAUCCUUCGAUCUCUCAUCAUCACUUGUGUAUACCUCAUGUCUGAUACUUCUGGUCUCUCUCAUGGUCCUUACCUUGGAACAGCAACUUUCUGUUCCUUGGCAUCUCUGCUCAUUUUGUUAAUUAAGGCCUCCGUUUAUAGUCCGGGGCAGGACAUUGGGCCUGAGCUCUCGCCGUCAUUGCCGGAUCACAAGCUCAAUCUCAAGAAGCUAUGGGGAAUGCCAGUGCUUUUUCUGUCUUCCUUGGUGUUUGCUCUUGGCCAUGUUAUUGUUGCUUACAGAACAAGCUGCAGGGCUCGACGGAAGCUUCUCAUUCACCGCAUUGACCCUGAAUCGAUUUUAGCGUACAAGAAUGCCUUUUCUGGAUGCUACAAGGUUCCGCGGUCUCCUACACCAUAUGGUGCAAAGCUUUUCUCAAGGAGUGAAAGCGAGACAAAGAGGAAAACAAUUGUACAUGAUGACCGCGAUUUGCCAAUCAGUUUUCUUGCAGACAGUGAUAGCAUGUUCAUUGCUUGCCAGGGGAUCACUGUACACUACAAAAUUUCCGAUCCAUCAACCUGCUUAUCGUCGCCCCCUGACUCCUUUUCAGAAAGGGAUACUCAUCAUGAUGUAAUUUCAUCGAGCAUUUCUCCUAGAAGACAGAGACAUGAGAGCCCACCGUCCGCUUCCUCCAAUACCCGCCGCCUUCUGAAUAGGAGCUUUAGCCAUCAAUAUCAUCAAACUUCUCUAUAUGCGCCACUAUUGGUAGAACCAGUGACAUCUCCAACUUUGUCAGAUGAGAUCCCUCUUAUGAGUCUUGAUGAUGGCAGUGCUGACGUAUAUUUGAAUCCUGUGGGCUUUGACCUUGAGGCUGGAGAGCAUGGUAAAUUUGCUGUAGUUUUAGUGCAUGGGUUUGGAGGGGGAGUAUUCUCGUGGAGACAUGUCUCUAAUUUGCUAGCUCGACAAGUGGGCUGCAAUGUUUUGGCCUUUGAUCGCCCAGGAUGGGGAUUGACAUCUCGACCUCGCAGAAAGGACUGGGAAGACAAGAAAUUACCAAAUCCAUAUGAGUUAGAGUCUCAGGUUGAUCUUCUUAUUUCAUUUUGCUCGGAGAUGGGUUUGCGCUCUGUGGUUUUAGUUGGUCAUGAUGAUGGGGGCUUGCUUGCCUUGAAAGCUGCAGAAAAGCUGCGCACUUAUGGAGAUCAUAUAAAGGUUGAGGUGAAGGGAGUUGUUCUUGUAGGUGUAAGCUUAUCAAGAGAAGUGAUUCCUGCAUUUGCUCGUAUACUACUGCAUACACCUCUGAGGAAAAAGCACAUGGUCCGUCCACUUCUUCGUACUGAAAUAACUCAGGUUAUCAAUCGACGAGCAUGGUAUGAUGCCACAAAGCUAACAACGGAAGUUCUUAACCUGUACAAGGCUCCGCUAUUUGUUGAGGGCUGGGAUGAAGCACUACAUGAAGUGGGCCGGCUUUCGUUUUCUACUGUCCUAUCAUCAAAAAGAGCGGCAGAUUUAUUAAGAUCAGUGGAAGACCUUCCUGUUCUGGUGGUAGCAGGCUCUGAGGAUGCUCUUGUUUCUGUGAAGUCGGCACAAGCUAUGGCUUCAAAACUUGUAAAUUCUAGGAUAGUAACUGUAUCGGGAUGUGGGACAUUUGCCACAUGAGGAGUGCCCCAAGGCAUUACUCUCGGCGCUUUCUCCUUUUAUCUCUAGAUUGGUACCAUCAGAAGAUUCGUUGCAACAAAGACUCUAGUGUAUACUUGUCCUCC
Messenger RNA from Setaria italica (foxtail millet), 2254 nucleotides. RefSeq lists its product as uncharacterized. The record is from RefSeq and is a predicted model, not a curated record. The transcript is spliced from 7 exons. The coding region runs from base 276 to 2150 and encodes 624 amino acids. Lineage: Eukaryota; Viridiplantae; Streptophyta; Magnoliopsida; Poales; Poaceae.